This is a messenger RNA of Polyodon spathula (Mississippi paddlefish), 2352 nucleotides long. RefSeq lists its product as uncharacterized. Lineage: Eukaryota; Metazoa; Chordata; Actinopteri; Acipenseriformes; Polyodontidae. The transcript has 2 exons. The record is from RefSeq and is a predicted model, not a curated record. The coding region runs from base 298 to 1770 and encodes 490 amino acids.
UGCCAUUAAACAUUUGGUUCUGCAGGAGACAGUGAAUCUACAGGUGCCAUAGCUGGAUGCUUGUAUGGCCUUUUGUACGGGAUUGAAAACGUUCCCAAAUGUAUCCUACAAAACCUGAGGUUAAAGGAACAGCUGGAAAGACUGGGCAAGGGACUGUACCAUGUUGCUCAUGGGGAAAGCUCGUGUGUCUGCAAAGAUUAUAUAUCACCCUGUGAGAAUUCUACUAGUUUAAGACAGAUUGUCAGAAAUUUAGCCAGCAAGCGCACAGUGGAUGAAAUCAAUAAUCUUCUCAACUACAUGUCUUUACUGGAAAAGGACAACUCUAAGGCUGUCGAAUCGGACAGCGAGGCAAAAGAAAAACAACAACAAGCUGCUGCGAAGCCAAGGCUGACUCGGUUUCAGCUGCUUCAGUGCAGAUUUACAAAGUUUGGUAUCAAGAACAAAAUGGAAAAACUCAUUCUUAAUGAGCCAGGAAAGGAGAAGAUUACCUUGAACAAAGUCCAGCCUUCUGAUGGUGCGAACAAUUUUGCUCAAAACACUACUCAACAAGGCCCUUCAGAAAGACAGAAUAAAAGCACCGACAUAAACACCCACAGGCUGGGUGUAACCAAAGAAACAGAAUCCACAGAUAAUAUUACAGUCUCCAAGAAGCAAGAGGACCAUCAUACUCAGCUGAAUAAACAGACAGCAGAUCACCACUCACUGUCUACAAAGCUGGGCACCACAAGUUCAAUUUCUCAAGUGGAUGUCAAAAUUGCUCCGGCGGAGUCACUGGUAGACACUGCACCUGUAAUGUUACCAACGUCUGCUGAAGAGUUACAGAAAGAAAGCUGGACUGAAAGUGCUGUGUUGGUUUCUCUGAAGUGUGCUCCUUGCAACCCAAAUCAAAUCUUUGUUUACAAAUCACCAACAAUACACCCACAGGUUGAACACACAGAAAUUUCAACCUCCCCAAAGAUUCAGACCGACAGUGAUUCUGAGUCCCAAACUAGCCAGACAGAAACUCAAUACAAAACGAAGCUGGCAUGUUCAGAGACACAAAACUGUUCAGAACAAAUAGCUACAGAAAUUCCCAGCCACGGGUUAGACGGCAACAAUCAAUCCCUGUAUGCAGAUAAAGUCUCUCCAGCUACACAGCACAAAGAAGUAAGGGCCUCUGUUAUACAGGACAAGAGCCUGGAACAUGAGCUCUGUGAAAAGACUUCUCCUAAAGACAGAUUUGAAAUGAAUCCUCCCACAACUCCCAACUAUGAUGCAGACAGGCUUCCUGGCACAGGCCAAAGGUGUAAGUCGAACAUAAAAGAGGCAAUAUCCCAGGUUCACAAAGCAAAAUCGGAGGAAUGUGCUACACUAUCAGCUUCUGAACUCGCACAAACUGUUAGACUACCUCUGGAGGCCAUCGUAGAUGAGCCAAUAAAAGGCUGUACAGAAAUACCUGUGUCUUCCGUGCUCUCAGUCACCCCUGUGGUUGGCAUUAAAGUAGCUCUGGAACAAAAGCACUCUGAACAUGAGAAGGUCGCGGACCAGCUUGCCUGCGUCGCUCGAGCACGAGAAGUAGCAAAGCCUGAAACACUAACCGAAGAGGCACGCUUACCAGGCAUGUGGCACGUUCCCAGUAUGAGCAACAGCAGGCGGGGAGACAAGAACACAAAGACACUUCCAUGGAAGUAUAAAGUACACAGCUAUGCUGAGCCAAUAGAGGUUCAUCAGGCAUCAAGACCCACUGCAAGGGUAGUGCUGCGAGCUAGCGAACUCAUAAUGCUUUCCUGAUAUUUACAUUUAUAUACAGUCAAACGAGUCAAUAGCAAUUCCCCUCGUGAAUUCAGUGUAUUCAAAAUGAGCUGUGUCUAAAGACCACCUGCCUUUAAGGACUAGUUUUAGAUGCAUUGAGAGGUUGGCAGACAAAGCAAAUUUGAGUUAAAAAGAUAAAUGUCAAAGGGUCACACAUCUUUUGCAUGUGGCUUUCAACUCAGAGCUUUUGUAUGCAUGUCAUUUGAAUGGAUUUGUUCAGCUGCUGUAUCACUUUAAAACACUCAAUGUGAAGUCUAAGGUAAAAGUUUUACCAUUGAAUUGAUUUGAAGCGAGAAUGCACUUUCAGCAGCUCUGGGAAUAUCAGAUACAUGUGACUUUUAUAAAUACAGUAAUGCCUGUAUGAUGUUGUAUUUUAGCAUCACCAAUGCCAUUUAUUUGCCUAUGGAGUCUUGUUUUUGAAUUGCAUUAUAGAUAUAGUAGGUCCAUGUCAGAUUUGAAUUGUUUGAUUAUUGUAAGUACUGUGUCAGUCUCCUGUACCUCAUGUAUGUUAUAUACCUUUUCAGGUUUUAAUGUGUAACACAAAUAAAAUGUCCUGAUGAC